AUGAUAGAAAUAGAAAGGUUUUUUGGUGGAUUAUUGAAAGAUGAACAACAUCAAAAUCAAUUUGAAUCAGAUAUAGUUUUAUUAUCGGGUCCCAACCAUUGUGGUAAAACAUCAUUAUUAUUUCAAUAUGGAUAUACCUAUGCAAAAGAGGGUUACAGUGUAUUAUUUAUAUGCAAUAAAAAAAAAUUUAUAGGAUCAUUACCAAGUUUUCCAGAAGGUUUCAAAAAAGAUGAUAAUGUAUUAAACAAAAUUAAAAUAAAAUAUAUAGAGAGUGAUGCAGAUCUUAGAAGUUAUAUCAUGGAUUUCCCAGCACUAUCAUUCCUACCAGAUUUAAUACUGAUUGAUGAUUUUUCACUUUAUUUUGGUUCGAAUCUUUAUGAUAGAAAUACAGUAUUAGGCAAAACAAUAUCUUUCAUUAAAGAAACAAUAUCAUAUAUUAGGAAAAAGAAAACAUCACUUUAUAAUAAUAAUAGUAGUGGUAGUAAUAUGGAUGGUAAUAACAAUUAUAAUAUUAAUGAUAAAAAACUUUUAGAUUGUAAAGUUAUUAUAACCGAUUCAAGUACAACAUCAACAAUAAGUAAUGCAGGUGAUGGCGCAGUACCAUCAAGUAUAGCGAAUAAUACACAAAUGGGUUUAGUCUCGUCAGUUCACCCACGUUUUUUAUAUAUAAUGUCAAGAUGGAUUAAUUUGGUAAUAAUUAUAAAUGAAACACCUCAACACCCAACCCAACCAAUAAACCCUCAGUUUACACCUCAACCACAGCAACAGCAACAGCAACAGCAACAACAACAACAACAACAACCACAGCAACCAAAACUACCAUCAUUUAAUAAUUUUAAUUUAACAAUUUUUAAAUACAAUAACAACAACAAUAUUUUAUUUAAAGAUUAUUUAAUUAACUAUACAUUAAAAUAUUUUGGACCAAAUCACCAAAACAAUUGUUAUGUCACUGAAAAUAUUCAAAAUGUAAUUUUAGAAAAAUAA
Dictyostelium purpureum is the source of this 984-nucleotide messenger RNA. RefSeq lists its product as uncharacterized. Bases 1 to 984 code for a protein of 327 amino acids. Gene Ontology annotation, biological process: double-strand break repair via homologous recombination. NCBI's taxonomy places the organism in Eukaryota, Evosea, Eumycetozoa, Dictyosteliales, Dictyosteliaceae. The transcript has 2 exons. Gene Ontology annotation, cellular component: Shu complex. Gene Ontology annotation, molecular function: single-stranded DNA binding. The record is from RefSeq and is a predicted model, not a curated record.